CUAGUUAAUACUACAAGUUUAUAUACCACAGUCCCAAUAAUUCAUAGCAGAACACACCACUAAGCCUUUUUUUUUUUUUAAUUAUCAAUAGCGAGGAUUUUACUCUAAAAAUUACAAAACCUUGUGUAGCCAAAAUAUAGAUCUGGCUAAUUCUCAUUUUGGUAAGCUGAUUCUCAUUUUGCUCGCCUGUAAAAUUUUGAUUGCAGCACAGGUUGAGAGCCUUUUGACAAGUUCUUGGUUGCAAAUUGGUACUAAAUUUUUUGUUACAUUUUAUUUUUUUGAUGAAAUGGUUUAGUUGAAUUCAUCUCAUGCUGUAAGUUGCUAUCAUGGCUGGACUUAGGUUUUCUAUGCUAAAAAAGUCUUUCUGUAAUUCCAUCAACCCCACUUCACAACGUCAAUCGCUUCGAUUUUAUAAUGUUAAUGGAAGUAGUCUAAGAUCAGCAUCUGCUAUCAUAAAUGGAGAUUAUUACAAAGAUGAAUCAAAAUUGGCUGGAAAUCUGUCAAAUAUUAUAGCUAUGAGAUCUGAUGCUUGUGUCAAUAACCAAUGUUAUAAGAAGAAACCCAUGAGAGGAUUUUUGUCAACUUCGUCAAAUGUGUUGCUUCGAAGUGCUGUUCCUUUCUUUUCAAUGAGCCCCGGGUUGAGCUGUAGAUCAUUCUCUUGGUCUUCUGGUGGCAAAGUUGAUAAAUCUGGGGCUAGUGAAGUUUCAGCUUCUUCCAGUGGAAGUGAUGUGGACGUUAGUAACAGUGGUGGUAUUGGAAGUGACUGGAUUGAUAAGGUUAAAGAAGCUUGGCAAAGUGCAGUGCAUGCAGUAACUUAUUCUGAGCAAAAGGCUAAAGAGAUCUCCACUGAACUGACCCCUUAUGUUCAGCAGUUGCUUGAUUCGCAUCCAUAUCUUAAAAAUGUGGUUGUUCCAGUUGGUUGGACUUUGACUGGUACUGUUGUGGCUUGGGUGGUUAUGCCUAGACUUUUGAGGCGAUUUCACAAGUAUUCAGUGCAAACUCCUGUUGCUUUACUAUCUGGAGGCACAUCUGGUGAACAAAUUUCAUAUGAGAAGAGCAUUUGGGGUGCUUUGGAAGAUCCUUUAAGAUAUGUAAUCACCUUUAUGGCAUUUUCACAAAUUGCUGUGAUGGUGGCACCUACUACAAUUGCUUCUCCGUAUAUAGCACAAGCAUGGAGGGGUGCUGUUAUUCUUUCUUUUGUAUGGUUUCUGCAUCGGUGGAAGACAAAUGUGUUUAAUCGUGUGAUAGCUUCGGCAACAGUUGAUCGGGAAAAGCUGUUAACUCUUGAUAGAGUUUCUUCUGUUGGUCUUUUUGUUAUUGGAGUGAUGGCUUUAGCUGAGGCUUGUGGGGUUGCAGUGCAGUCUAUACUUACUGUGGGUGGCAUUGGAGGAGUUGCUACCGCUUUUGCUGCCAAAGACGUCCUUGGGAAUGUGCUCAGUGGGUUGUCUAUGCAAUUUUCAAAGCCCUUUUCACUUGGAGAUACAAUAAAGGCUGGAGCUGUAGAAGGUCAAGUGGUCGAAAUGGGACUUACCACCACUUCAUUAUUGAAUGCUGAGAAAUUCCCUGUCUUAGUUCCAAAUGCAUUGUUUUCUAGUCAGGUAAUUGUGAACAAAUCUCGUGCCCAAUGGCGUGCGAUGGUCUCCAAAAUUCCUGUGACAGUUGAUGAUGUGGAGAAGAUACCCCAGAUAUCAAAUGACAUCAAGAACAUGCUAAAAUCCAACGCAAACAUUUUCUUGGGAAAGGAGGCUCCUUACUGUUACUUGUCUAGAAUAGAAAGUUCAUUCGCAGAAUUGACUCUUGGGUGCAAUCUCAAACAAAUGAGCAAAAAUGAAUUAUACUCCACGGAGCAAGACAUUCUUCUGCAGUCAGUCAGGAUAAUAAAGGAGCAUGGUGCUAGAUUAGGCAUCACUACUACCAGUCAGUGAUACAGUGACAAUGCUGGUAAACGAGAUUCCGCAUGGUGAAGCUUGGACCCUUCUCUACACGCACUCAACUUGAAUAUCAUACUGUGCAGAAACCUGUAUCAUAAUGUUGAUUCUUGUGUUCGAGUUGUUAUGGUGCAUCUGAAAAGAAAAGAAAAAAAAAACUGUUGUGGUGUAACGGCUGACAAGAUACAAACUCUAGUCGACUGAAGAACAGGUUUUCAACUUUCUUGACCAACAGUAGUUGAAAGUUUUGAAUCCAUUUGUUCAGCUGAAAAGGUAUCAUUUCUUUCUUUCUUUUUUGUAAAGAAAAAACCAAAAAGCCAGAACAUGCUUCAUGAGGAUUAUUCUUGCUUUGUGUAGCGAUAGACCAUGACAGCAGUCUUAAAGAGCGUCGACUUCAAAUA
Messenger RNA from Populus nigra (black poplar), 2329 nucleotides. RefSeq names its product mechanosensitive ion channel protein 1, mitochondrial-like. The transcript is spliced from 7 exons. NCBI's taxonomy places the organism in Eukaryota, Viridiplantae, Streptophyta, Magnoliopsida, Malpighiales, Salicaceae. Gene Ontology annotation, biological process: transmembrane transport. The coding region runs from base 327 to 1925 and encodes 532 amino acids. Gene Ontology annotation, cellular component: membrane. The record is from RefSeq and is a predicted model, not a curated record.